This is a messenger RNA of Besnoitia besnoiti, 2172 nucleotides long. Its product is annotated as zinc finger, C3HC4 type (RING finger) domain-containing protein. The record is from RefSeq and is a predicted model, not a curated record. The transcript is spliced from 2 exons. Lineage: Eukaryota; Apicomplexa; Conoidasida; Eucoccidiorida; Sarcocystidae. Gene Ontology annotation, cellular component: PRC1 complex. Bases 1 to 2172 code for a protein of 723 amino acids. Gene Ontology annotation, biological process: regulation of transcription by RNA polymerase II.
AUGCCGUCGCUGACCGCUGGCGGCCUUCCGUCUGCGGCGGCUCCGCGGUCUGGCGCGCAACGCGUGGAGGCAGAACGGCGCGCGUCCGCUGGAGGUGCAGAGAGAGGAAGCUGCGAAUGUCCGCGCGACCAGGAAGCCGAGCGCCUCGCGAAGAAGCCGCGGUUGGACCAGGGCCCCCUACGCAGCUCGCCCCACACGGCGACAGGGUCUCCCCACUCGCCGGCGGCCGCGGAGUCUCGAGCCCCAGCGGGCGCCGCUGCGUCGAGUUCCUCCGGCUCCGCCUCCUUGCCUGCUUGCGUGGUGACCCCGGGGCCUUCUUCCGCUGCCGCCUCGUCGCUUGAGCCGCGCGACGUCUGCGAGAACUUUGAGAGCGAGGAAGGCAUGGACGUGCGGUUUCCGCUGCGCGCGCUGGAGAGCAACUUUCGCUGCCGCCUAUGCUCAGGCUACUUCCGCGAAGUCGUCACCGUGAAAGACUGUCUCCACUCCUUCUGCAAACACUGCCUAUACAGACGCGCUGAAAAGGGCGAACUCGAGGAGACGUGCUGUCCGCGCUGCGAAGAAAAACUCGCCCAUCCCAACGGGAGUGAGGCGCGACACACGUUGGUUCGAAUUUCGGCGUCCGCAGUUGCAGAGGCUGGCGGGAGCCUGGGUGCCUCGGCGUCCUCGGCCCUGGGGGCGGGGUCGGCGGGGAAUGUCUCCGCGGGUGUCUUCUCUUCGGGCCCCGCCUCCGGAGCCCCAGCCGCGACCGCGCCCGUGCUCUUCGACCGCGCGGUGCAGAACUUGAUUGACAAGCUCUUUCCGCAGUUUUCCCGAGAAGAGGCCUUAGAGAAGGAGGAGCUGCGGCGAUUCCUCCUCGGUGAGCCAGCAUACGACCUCGCAGCGGCAGAAGCAGCCGCCGCCAGCGCCUGGGAAAGCGACGCGCACGCGCGGGCUCCAUCGACCUCGCCGUCUGGACCUGAGGGACAGCGACCGGCAGACGCGCCGUUUGCACUCCUAGGUGAGUCGCCUCGAGGCACGCCGACGAAUCUGGCGUCGUGUCCCUGGCCGUCUUCGCUGGCUUCGUCGCCCUCUCCGUCCGCUGGUUCCCCCGCCGGCAAGACGGAGACACCUGGGGCGCGCCCCAUAGGUGUCUCUUCGCCCUGGGGCCCGCACGAGGGGCUGUCCCCGCGGGGGGAGACGGGGGCGAGUGUGGGGUCGUGGGGGCGCAAGGGCGCGCGAGAGGAGGAGCGCGGCGAGGAGGGGCAGAGCGUGGUAGCCGUCGUGGAGCCCUCCCGUGAAGAAGUCUUGGAGGAACUAGUCAAAGGAACGCUGCCCCUCUUCGACGAAGAAGAGACGCUGGCGGUGGCGCUGCUGCCGGAUCAGAUGCAGGCGGUGGCGCUGCUCUCGCACCUCCAGUCCCUCUCUGCCUCACUACCCCCACGCGAGCCGAGAGGAGACCCCGAGGCGAAGCCGCAGCCCGGCGCGACGGGCGACGCCGGUAGGUCAUCUGAGGAGCCCCGCGGAGGUGGUAGGCGCGACCGCGAAGGGCCUGCGCAGGGGGGCAUGACGGACGAGGUGUCGGGCGCCGGAGAGAAGUCCGUCUUCGCCGCCAUUGAAGGGCUGCGGCGGCGACUGGAGGACACGAGACUGGCGGAACUCCGCAGACGCGACGCGGCGGCGUCGGCCUCACAAGCUGGCGCCCCGGCUUCCUCCGGCGUGCCUUCGUCCCUCUGGCCUGUCCAGCUGCCGGCGCUGCGGCAGGGGUACCUCCGCGUGAACCGCCGAAUGCCUGUCAUGCAUUUGCUUCGCUACUUGGCUGUUCAGCUGCUGGCGCUCUUCCGCUCCACGGCGGAGACCGACGGCCGGCGAGAGAGCGGAGAAUCGAAACGCGGAGGCGCCUCGGAGGCGCCCGACGGGAACCGACGCACUGUCGAGGCGUCUCCGUCCGCGGCGUCGCGUUCGCCCCCUGCCGCCGUGGGGCCGGUUUCGCGCAGUCUGCUGGCUGAGUUGGAGAGCUCACUGGAGCUCACGCUGGAAGGGAGCGUGGUUGGGCGGAGUCACACGCUGCAGUUUCUAUGUAAGGCCCGCCGCCUCGCCUUCUCCGGCAAAUGUCUCCUUCUCGCGUACCAGUGGAAUGCGCAGGCAGAGACGCGGCGCAUUCAAGACGCGCUCGACUUGCUCAAGCGCAGAUAA